AUGGUCCGCCUUCGCGAUGGAAUGUGGCUGCCUGCCGAGGGCACAUUGACAGAAUACGCAGAGGAGGUUUAUUACACCAACGAGAUCGAAGGUGGAAAUGGCCUCAGUCUGCUGUGCCCAACGAGGAAAAUCAAGACUCGUGGCCAUACGUUGAAUGCGAGUACCGUGACCAUUGACGUCAAGGCCGAAUUUGACGGCGUCAUCUCAGUCGAGGCGACUCACUGGGCCGGCGCCAUCAACAAGGGUCCUCAUUUUGAGCUUUUCCCAGAUGGCAGACCCGGGGUAGAGGCACAAAUCGUGAAGGGAGACAAGGGCACGACUUUAUCCUCGGGCUCGCUGUCUGUGACCGUCCAGAAGGAUUUUGACAUUCAGUUCCACAGUACCGACGGCUCCAAGCGGCUGACGUCCCUUGGGAGCCGAAGCGUCGGCCUGGCAUACAACCCUGCGCCAAGCACACCAAUGCAGACCGGGGACAUGCGCAACUUCAAGCACUACAUGUUUACCCAGACUACGCUCGGCGUUGGUGAGACGAUCCAUGGCCUUGGUGAGAGGUUUGGCGCCUUCAACAAGGUCGGCCAGUCCGUAACCCUUUGGAAUGCCGACGGCGGUACUUCCAGCGAGCAAUCCUAUAAGAAUGUGUCUUUCUGGCUCAGCUCCAGGGGUUACGGUGUCUUCAUCGAUACACCUGGCAAGGUGGAGCUGGAGAUCGGAAGCGAGCGUUGCAACCGCCUGCAGACCGUAGUAGAGGGCCAAAGACUUAAGUGGUACCUGAUUUACGGACCCACGCCCAAGGAUAUCCUGAAGCGCUACACCACUCUUACAGGCAAGGCUGGCAAGGUGCCCAGCUGGAGUUUUGGUCUUUGGCUCACUACGAGCUUCACCACUGACUAUGAUGAGAAGACGGUCAAUAACUUCCUGGAAGGCAUGAAGGCCCGCGGCUCGCCUGUUGACGUCUUCCACUACGAUUGCUUCUGGAUGAAGGCCUUUACCUGGACAGACUUCGUCUUCGACUCUGAGCGCUUCCCCGACCCCAAGGGACAAAUCUCUCGCCUCAAGGAGUCUGGCCUCUGCAAGAAGGUCUGCGUGUGGAUCAACCCCUAUAUCGCCCAACACGGCGAGGCUUUCAAGGAGGCAGCUGAAAAUGGCUACCUCGUGAAACGCAAGAACGGUGACGUCUGGCAAUGGGAUCUUUGGCAGGCUGGUAUGGGCCUGGUGGACUUCACCAACCCAGCGGCAUGCAAGUGGUACGAGGACAAGCUCAACACUCUCUUUGAUCAAGGCGUCGACGCCAUUAAGACAGAUUUCGGUGAGCGCAUUCCCAGCCUGGACGUCGAAUGGCACGACAAGUCCGUCGACCCUGUCAAGAUGCACAACUACUACGCCUUCAUCUACAACAAGGUCGUCUACGAGGCCCUGCAGAAGCGCUAUGGCCAGAACGAGGCCGUUCUAUUUGCCAGAGCCGCGACUGCCGGCACGCAGCGCUUUCCCUUGCAAUGGGGUGGUGACUGUGAGUCGACGCCUGAGGCCAUGGCUGAGUCGGUUCGUGGUGGACUCGGCCUUGGCCUCAGCGGCUUCUCCUUUUGGAGCUGUGAUAUUGGCGGCUUCGAGGGCUACCCACCCCCUUGGAUCUACAAGCGGUGGGUUGCCAUGGGUCUCCUGUGCAGUCACAGCCGGCUGCAUGGGAGCAGCUCGUACCGUGUGCCGUGGGUCAUCGACGAUGACGACCAGAGCGAGGAGGGCUGCUCGCAGACGCUGGCCAAGUGGACCUCUCUCAAGUCGCGCCUGAUGCCCUACAUCUUCUCAGAGGCGCAGGCUUCGGUCGAGCAGGGCAUCCCCCUGUCCCUGCGCGCCACGUGCAUUGAGUUCCCCGAGGACCCGACCUCCUGGUACCUCGACCGACAGUUUAUGCUCGGCUCCAACGUCCUGGUGGCCCCCAUCUUUGAGGAGUUGGGCGAGGUGGAGUUUUACUUGCCUAAGGGCAAGUGGACCUCAUACUUCUCUGGCGAGUCCCGCGAAGGCCCCGGUUGGUUCAAGGAGACGCACGGCUUCGGUACGCUCCCGCUCUACGUGCGGGAGAACACUGUCCUCGUACUGGGCAACUCCAAGGUUGUCGGCGCCGUGUACGACUAUUCCCAGGACGUUGAGGUCAGGCUAUACCAGGUCAAGGAGGGUGCCAAGGCCACGAUCGUUGACAACGAGGGCAAGGAGGUCGGAGUGUUGGAGGUGGGGCCGGACGGCAAGCUUAAGGAUACGGCAGCCCUCAAGGGCGAUUUCACCGUUACGGAGCUCUGA
Colletotrichum truncatum is the source of this 2292-nucleotide messenger RNA. RefSeq names its product glycoside hydrolase family 31 protein. Gene Ontology annotation, biological process: carbohydrate metabolic process. Gene Ontology annotation, molecular function: carbohydrate binding; hydrolase activity, hydrolyzing O-glycosyl compounds. Lineage: Eukaryota; Fungi; Ascomycota; Sordariomycetes; Glomerellales; Glomerellaceae. The record is from RefSeq and is a predicted model, not a curated record.